Messenger RNA from Alosa alosa (allis shad), 2341 nucleotides. Its product is annotated as activating transcription factor 7-interacting protein 1-like. Gene Ontology annotation, molecular function: transcription coregulator activity; protein binding. The coding region runs from base 625 to 2049 and encodes 474 amino acids. The record is from RefSeq and is a predicted model, not a curated record. Gene Ontology annotation, biological process: regulation of DNA-templated transcription. Gene Ontology annotation, cellular component: transcription regulator complex; nucleus. Lineage: Eukaryota; Metazoa; Chordata; Actinopteri; Clupeiformes; Clupeidae. The transcript has 7 exons.
UACUGUAAAUGGAGAGAGAUCUGGUUGAUCUCCUGAUCAACUCAUAUCAGGAGGAGAAGGAGUUUACUGCAUCAGAGCGAAUUAGUUGCUAACUUCUUGAAGUCUUGGGUCUCGUAAGUCUUUCACGCUCACAAAUAUUGAAGUGCUAGGCUACAUUGCAAACACAUGGUCUUGGUCAAACUUUUAACCUUGCAUAAUCGAUAACGUUAGCUAACUGAGUUCCUUGUGAGAUAAGUGGCUGUCUGUCUAAAAUUAAAGUAGCCUACAACAACCUUCCAGAAGCCAAAUAGUCCUGUACUGGGAAUUCUAGAUUUUGUGCCUCACAUGGCUUUAGACAUUUCAGUCGUAGCAUUUAUGCUAGUAGGCUAGGCUUAAUCUCAUCCUCAAUCAUACGGGCUACUUUUUGGUGAUAAACAUUCGCGACACCAGCCUUGCUAUGCAGCAGCUUUUCCUAGACGACAUUCAAGUUAAGUUUAGGAGACUUGAACCAGAACUUGUACCCAACUAGCCUAGUAAAAGUUGUGUUAGUAGCAGUUCCGGACCAGGUUAAUUCUUUUCUUAAAUAAAGUUGUCCGUGCAACAAAAUCACUUCACCCACAUUUCUCAAUCACGUUCUCAGUCAGGAUGGACCCAAGGGGAUUAAAUAAAGAAAUUCCGAAAGCUAAAAAAACAAUAGAAAUUAACAGGCAUCAUCUGAAGCAUCUGCGCAAGGUCCUUUCUGACUUCACACCUUAUCCAGUCUCAAAACCCUCUGAAAAGAUUUGGGCACCAGAAAAAGAAUGUCUAGCAAACACACCUGAAGCCACAGCAAGUAACCAGUCUACAGAUUCAGUCUGUCAUGAUCCUCAAAUACCAUCAUCUGUUCCAUUGUUGCACACAUAUGCUCCGAUAUCAGAAGAGGAGCCGAUGAUUGAUGCAGACGUUCCUCCAUUCACACCUCAUUUCUCAAAUGAAAGCCAGCCAGUAACAGUGGAGACAGAGGAAGAAAGCACAUGCUCUGCACUGCUUGUGAAAAUUGAAAUGCUUAAGAAAAUCCGAAUAGCUCCCAUCAAACAGCCAGGCACAGUGCUGAUGGCACCCAACAAGGAUGACAAGGAUGUGCAUGACACUGGAGGCCAUGGAAUAGAAAGUGCCAAGGAAGAGGGUGACCUGUUAGAAACUAAAUUGGAAUUUAAGAUAAAUGAGACUGCAAAUGAACCAUGGAUGCGUUUGGAGAAGGUGGUUCAGCUUGUGGUGGCAGAGCGCUUAACUGUGUUUGACAAAAAUCUUCAGGAGCUUUAUGGCAGGAUGAUGAAGAUUGAAAUGGCCAUUAAAGAACAGACACAGAUACAUAAGCUAUCCAGAGAGCUCCAAAUGGCUAAAGAGGACUUGGUCUCCAAGAAUGUGUCUAUGGUUGAUGCUACUGAGCCUACAUCUCUAUCCACUCCAGCCACUGCAUCCACACCUACCCAAGGACCAAGUGAUGUAAGUAAUCCUGAGAAGCCUGGUGGUUUGCCAGCUGAACAGAGCAGUUGCCAGACAAACUCUAAAGGGAAAUACUACAUUGAACCAGAGAAGAGCGAUUCAGUGGAUGCCUUCACCCAUUUAAAGUUUUCUAGGCCUGGCAACUGGAAAUUUUCCUUUGCUAUCAAUCCGCCUCCCUCCCUCCCACGUCUUGCCUCACUGCUUUGCCUGAACCAGCUGCCCCAUGAUGCCCUCUGGACCCCUGUCCCUGGUCAGCCUGUGCUUUCGAUCUGCCUGACCAAUCAGAAGGCUGUGGAGCUCACUUGGAGCAUGCCUGUGGAGGACCGUGCAGCCCUUGAACGUGUGCACAGUUACCACCUGUUUGCCUGUCCAGUGACCACCUCCCUGGCUCCUCAGCGAUUGGCCUGGAAGAAUAUUGGAGUGGUCCGGGCGGAGACUUUGCCCAUGACCUACAGGCUCACCGACAUUCAAGCAGGUUGUAAGUUUUUCUUUGCUGUGUGUGCCCAGGACAUCUAUACCCGCUUUGGGCCCUUUUCUAGACCCCUGUAUCUGAAGUGGCUCUUUGGUUCUUCACUGGUUGAUUAGCCAAAUGAUACUCAUUGGUUCAGGUCUUUUGUGUUUUGAGCAUCCCUGCCUUGCAUUUUUGUUGAUCUUUUGGAGUGUAGUAAUGUUGGUAUGUGCUGGACUGUGAUUUUGGUUUGGGAGUCGUUUUUAUAGCUCUGCCUGAUGUUAAAAAGCUCUGCCUGAAGUUAAAGUGCCAUUCUGAAGUUGGCUGAUUUCACUAAAAAACUGACAUCCAUGUUCAAGUCAGUGAUAAGUCAGAUAUAAGUUUAAUUGUUGCAAAUUAAGUCUAAAUAAAGACGGCAAUAAUACCACA